This is a messenger RNA of Ustilaginoidea virens, 1956 nucleotides long. RefSeq lists its product as uncharacterized. The record is from RefSeq and is a predicted model, not a curated record. The transcript is spliced from 2 exons. The coding region runs from base 1 to 1956 and encodes 651 amino acids. Lineage: Eukaryota; Fungi; Ascomycota; Sordariomycetes; Hypocreales; Clavicipitaceae.
AUGGCGCCAGUGGCCCCUAUUGCCUGUGCUCAGACAAUUGCGUUUUUGCACCUUCUGCAUUCAGUUCCCACCCAACCAGUCCGCAACCCCACGGACUGUCACCGUCACUCCUUCCUCACGGGCCAGUCGAAUCGACAUGUCCUCCCGUUUGAGAAGGAGCUCUUCUUGGCCAGCACUCUUGCCUUUCUCGCCAGUAUCAAUGACAAUCCGAAUCGCAUACCUGCCAUUUGCGUGCAGGAGGACUCCGAGGCUGCAUCGUUGAGGGUGCUUAUUGCUGUCAACGAGGCCAAGUGCGGUGACGGCCGCUCCAUUCUACACGACUUGAAACACGGCUUUGAGGGGAUAUUUUCGAUCCUCUCCUCAAAGCCGCCCACCGCCGAAAAUGACGUUUUCGCCGCCAUUGUGUCCAUGUGCUCGAAGCGCAUCCUCUGCCGCCUGCGACUCUCUGGGAGGAACAAAACCAGGCAAUCCAUCAACAGCCUCCUCCCGAGCGCCAUACAGGCACUCGCCAAGAGAUUUCCAAGCUUUGCCGAAAAAGCAAAACAUGUGCUCCAACUUGCCGACUCGUGGAAGAAGCACCAAACAUCCGAUCGACUGCAACAUGUUGUGCAGAGCGUUUACGAGCUCUCACAGACUGCUAGUAUUUCCGAACUGCUGAACUCCAUUCCCAACGGACAAAUGAACCCCAGCUCAAGAACCAGUUUGACGAACAUGAUAAACAAGGUUGCAAGAUACCGGUCGUCCGCCAGGCUUCUAUACCGCAUCGCCAAGAAGUAUCCCAUAGCUCGACAUAUGGAGGCAGUCCCGGUUACGCUUCCCAAAAGCGCCUUUGGGAACCGAAUGCCUGAUAAGAUCCCACCACUCGAGCUUUUUCUGAAGGAAAGCGGAGUGUUCCACGACACCAAGAAGGGUCGUUUGCGGGUUUUCAGGCUGUUACAGUGCAACGAACAACAGGCCAGUGAUGUGUUCGCUAGGCAGACGAGAAAGACCUUGUCAGAGGCUAAAAUACACGCCGAGAUGCAGCUCAUAUUUCACUGCGAGGUGGCAAAGUACAGCCCCUUCCCCCGAGUCAUCAGCUCCAGCAAAGACGCCUGCUUCUUAUGCAACGCUUUUAUUCAAAUGCACGGCAAGUUCUUCACCCCACGUUGCCACGGGCGGCUAUAUCCAGGCUGGCGGCUCCCAAUCAUGCCCGAAACAGCGGCCUUUGAGCAACGUUUCGUCCAGGUCUUGCAGAUUGAAGCUCGAAAAAGUACAAAGACGUUGCUUGAUAGGGGGAAAAGGACCGUGUUUCCGGACCCCAACGAAAGUACUGUCCUGACGAUACCUGUAACCUCGUCAACGUCGAGCUCCGCGAUGCCUCAAAAAGACAUUUGGGUCACGUCUGGCACAGCAUCAUAUAAAUUCUUGGCUGGAUCCUCAACAUGUCCGAUGGUAGCUGUUGCCGAUGCUUCAGAUAGUAGAGCUUCAGCCUUGGGUGCAGCAAAGAGCUGGAACAGCAUGGAAAAGCCGAGUUCCGCUCGGUCUACUGGCGCAUCAUGUGGCCAAACUGCUCCGACAUGCAGCGCAACAGUCGGAGCUGGCCCGGAAGACGUAAAAGGUUCGGGCGUACAGUAUCAGACUGCUAGAGGCGGCUCCGCUGUCCGUCUUGGCAGCGAGGACCUGCCUUUCUCUCAACGUGUCACGAUUGACCAAAGGCCCAUGCAGCUCAGCUACGGAGCGGUGACGUUCCUUUUCGAGUUCCAUGGCGUAAAAGACGGACGAAUGUGCAUUUCGCAGCAAGAGGUAAGCUGUAUCGGGAAGCCUGCGCCGAUCAACGUGCUGGACAUUCCGACACACAGAGACCUGACCGUGGAGUGCUCCCGAGGAGGGUCCCGAUUCUCUGUAUGUAUCUCGACGUCAGUUUUCUUGGAAUUCGAGUUCACAUGGAGUCUGCUGAUGGAUGAUGUGGGUACUUGA